UUGCGAUUCCCAAAUUAUUUCCCAGAUUUUUCCGGAUACCUGCUUUUUUGGUUUAUGAGAAGUAAACACGCCUGUAAAUAACCCCAUGAAAGAUUUAUUAUUUUGAGUUUAUUGACUGUUUUGCAUUUUCCAUAUUGAUUUUGAUGUAUGCCUUUUAUAUUCUGUUGUUUGAAUAAUGUAUAGACGUUUUAACCUACUUCCGCUUUAUAGAUAAAUCGGACUACUAUUUUGAAAGGUUAAACGGAAGCGCGCUCCAAAUGCCGAGAAGAUCCACUACGUCAUCAGAGAGAGACACGGUUUACACACGCGACAGCGGCGCACUGUUUGUCGCAUAAAUAAAAGUUAUCAGAGUGUAUAUUACCGGACAUUACAGCGUCACAUAUCUGUUCUCUGUCCGCUGCACUCCUGAGCCAGAGGGACCAACUGCCGGCGAACAUCCGGGUCUUCUGGGGUCAGAGGUCACGGACGUCCGACCCCUGUUGGAGCUCGUUUAGUCGGCGGUCUAAUGUGCCAGGUGGACGAAGACUACCACGAGCCGCUGCAGCGCGCGCAGGUGCCCGGUGUUUCCAAGAAAUGUGUGAAAUGCAAAGAGGCGACUGCCGCCGUGGUCAUCAGAGCGGGAGAUGCCUUCUGCAGGAGCUGCUUCAAGGAAUACUUCAUCCAUAAGUUCAGAGCCAUGCUGGGCAAAAACCGAGUCCUUUUCCCUGGAGAGAAGGUGCUGCUGGCUGUGUCCGGAGGUCCUUCUUCCUGCUCCAUGCUCGGUCAAGUCCAAGAGGGGUUGAGGCAGAAUGCUCACAAGAAGUUGAGAUUCUCACCUGGCAUUGUCUUCAUUGACGAGGGCGGUGCUGUCGGUCAGUCUUUGGAGGACAGACGGAGGACGGCGGCUGAGCUGCGGGCUGUGUUCAAAGCGACAGGCUUCCCCUUCCUCGUGGUGCCUCUGGAACAGGUUCUGGACCUUCCCAGUUCAGUCGUGGUGGCGGCGGCGGCCCCGGCGCCUUCGGAGCGAACAGUCGGCGUCUACAAAAAAGCUGUGGGCCACUUCAUUCAGAGUGACGGCGUGGAGAGCCAGACGCCGCCGGAGUGGGAAGAGGCCCCUGCGGCCGAUGUGCCGGAGUCCCGCACGCAACUCCUGCAGCAGCUGAUCGGCUCCGCGAAGACGCUGACAGCCAGAGAAGACCUGCUCAACACACUCAGGCAGCACCUGCUGGUGCACACGGCGCGCACAGAAGGCUACAGCAAGGUGAUGCUGGGAGACAGCUGCACCCGGCUGGCCGUCAAACUGCUCACCAGUAUAUCGCUGGGCCGAGGAGCGCAGCUGGCCCAGGACACGGGUUUCUCAGACUCCAGGUACGGGGACGUCGUACUGGUGAGACCGAUGAGGGACUACUCGGCUAAAGAGAUAGCGUACUACAACCGCAUGUUCAGCGUGCCCUCUGUGUUCAUACCAGGCCUGGACACAAAGACGAGCAACAAGUCCAGCAUCCAGCGUCUGACCGAGAGCUUCGUCAUCAAGCUGCAGGCGGACUUCCCCUCCACCGUCAGCGCCAUCUACAGGACCAGCGAGAAGCUGCAGGCGCCGUGUACGGGCGCCUCCGCGGCCGACCGCUGCCUGCUCUGCAUGUGCGUCCUGGACACGGCCGCCGAGAACGCUUCGGCCUUCAAGGCCACGCUGAUCUCAGAGCAGCUCUCGCAGAAUAAAUCUCCAGGAGCUGCCGGUGCUGCGAUCCCGAGACCAAACCCAGCUCCGCUGGAGCCCGACUCGCCCGCUGCUCCCGGGCAGCGCUGCUCCUCUGGCGGAGGAGAGGAUUGUGGGAAAGCAGCCAGCGGUGUGGGCUGCUGUUCGUCUGCCAGUUCCAGGGAGCCAGAGAGCGGCGACCUGAGGAGGCUGCUGUGUUACAGCUGCCAGCUGACCAUCAGAGACAUGUCGUCGGUGGAACGUCUCCCGCUCUACAUCCUGUCCGAGGCGCAGAGGAGGUCUCACAUGAGAGAGGAGAUCGGGGAGUUCCUGCUGGAUGAAGAUGACGAAGGCGAUCAGAGGAGGAAGUGAAGCUGCAACGGUCCACCGACAAAUAUAUGAAUCUAUGCGUCCGGAAGGCUGGGUUUUGUUUUGUCCUCCUUCAAAUAUACACUCAAACGCAACACACACACACACACACACACACACACACACACACACACACACACACACACACACACAGAUGUAUUAGAUAGUUUAAAGACAGAACAUAAUAAAACUUCUAUUUUUACUGCUC
Messenger RNA from Pseudoliparis swirei, 2252 nucleotides. It is a transcript of the gene ctu2, whose product is annotated as cytosolic thiouridylase subunit 2 homolog (S. pombe). Gene Ontology annotation, biological process: tRNA wobble position uridine thiolation. The transcript is spliced from 16 exons. NCBI's taxonomy places the organism in Eukaryota, Metazoa, Chordata, Actinopteri, Perciformes, Liparidae. The record is from RefSeq and is a predicted model, not a curated record. Gene Ontology annotation, cellular component: cytosol. The coding region runs from base 506 to 2047 and encodes 513 amino acids. Gene Ontology annotation, molecular function: tRNA binding; sulfurtransferase activity.